AUGGUUACUCCUACUUUCAAAGACCCAGAAAUUAUUAGAAAAGGUGCCUUAAUCAACGGUGAAUGGAUCACUGAAGGUCCAAAAUUUGAUGUUACAGAUCCAGCAACUGGUGAAGUUAUUGCUCAAUUACCAGAUCAAUCAAUUGAAUCUGUUGAUAAAGCCAUUGAUGUUGCUUAUGAUGCUUUCAAGACUUUUAAAAAUACAACUCCAAGACAAAGAUCUCAAUGGUUAAGAAAUUUAUUUGAUUUAAUGACUGAAUAUAAUGAAGAUUUAGGUAAAAUUGUAUCAUGGGAAAAUGGGAAAUCAUUAGCUGAAGGUAAAGGUGAAGUUAAAUAUGGUGCUUCAUAUUUUGAAUGGUAUGCUGAAGAAGCUCCAAGAGCUUAUGGUCAUACUAUCCAACCUGCAACUCCAACAAAUAGAGCUUUUACUGUGAAACAACCAGUUGGUGUAUGUGGUAUUAUUACACCAUGGAAUUUCCCAAGUGCAAUGAUUACAAGAAAAGCAGGUGCCGCUCUUGCAGCAGGUUGUACUGUUGUUAUCAAACCAGAUGCUCAAACUCCAUUAUCUGCAUUGGCUUUGGGUUAUUUAGCUGAAAAAGCUGGUUUCCCAAAAGGUGUUUUCAAUAUUGUUCUUUCACAAUCUAAAACACCAGAAUUUGGUUUAAAAUUAUGUGAAUCUCCAAAAAUUAAGAAAAUUUCAUUUACAGGUUCAACAAAUGUUGGUAAAAUAUUAAUGAAACAAAGUGCUUCAACUUUGAAAAAAUUAUCAUUUGAAUUAGGUGGUAAUGCACCAUUAUUAAUUUUUAAAGAUGCCAACUUGGAAAAUGCAGUUGAACAAGCUGUUGCAUCAAAAUUUAGAGGUUUAGGACAAACUUGUGUAUGUGCCAAUAGAAUUUAUGUUCAAAAAGAUAUCCUAGAUCAAUUUGUCACCAAGUUCCAUGAACGUGUUUCCAAGUUCACCAUAGGUCAUGGUCUUGAUGAAGGAACAACUCAUGGUUGUAUGAUUAAUACCAAGGCAUUAAGUAAAGUUGAAGAACAUGUUCAAGAUGCUGUAUCAAAAGGUGCACAAAUCAUUGCAAAAGGUGGUCGUCGUACAGAUUUAGGUGAAACUUUUUAUGAACCAACAAUUUUAUCUCAAGUUACUCAAGAUAUGAAAGUUGCUAAAGAAGAAACAUUUGGUCCUCUUGCUGCAAUCAUACCAUUUGAUACACCGGAACAAGUUGUAUCAUGGGCAAAUGAUGUUGAUGUUGGUUUAGCUUCAUAUGUUUUUUCUGAGAAUUAUGCAACAUUAUAUAGUGUUAGUGAAGCUUUAGAAACUGGUAUGGUUUCAUGUAAUACUGGUAUUUUCACUGAUUGUGCAAUUCCAUUUGGUGGUGUUAAAGAAAGUGGAUUUGGUAGAGAAGGUUCAUUAUAUGGGUUAGAUGAUUAUAUGGUUAUUAAAGUUGUUAAUUUAGGUAAUAUUCCAAAAUUACAAGUGUGA
Molecule: messenger RNA, 1479 nt
Organism: Hansenula ciferrii
Lineage: Eukaryota; Fungi; Ascomycota; Saccharomycetes; Phaffomycetales; Wickerhamomycetaceae
Gene: UGA2
Product: succinate-semialdehyde dehydrogenase (NAD(P)(+))
Exons: 1
Coding region: 1-1479 (492 amino acids)
Biological process (GO): GABA catabolic process
Molecular function (GO): succinate-semialdehyde dehydrogenase (NAD+) activity
Source: RefSeq, a predicted model, not a curated record